GCCAGCGCAUCACUUAUUUAUUGCCCAAGCCAACACACCUCCUCCUCACUCAAUAAUAAUAAUAAUAAAUAAUGACUUAUUUGCAGACCGUGAUUGAAUUGCAUAUAGAGUAGUUCGGAUAAUUUCAAUUGUCUAAAUAUCUUUUAAAUGAUCAAAUUUCGUUGAAAGAGACCCUUCGCGGAAUGUAUAAUUUCCUCCCUCGAAGAAUUUGAAUUUUUUUUCUAAGAAAGAUGUAUUUACGAGAUGCUGUGACUGCAAGAAUGAUCUGCGGCUCAAUUGAGGAGAAGGCGGAUCCCUAUAAAUAACAGCACCCCGCUCCGCAAGUCCCGUAAGUAACCUUCGCUCCUCCGCCCCUUCUGAAUAAAUAAAAAACAAACACCUCCUUUACGAAUCUCUCCCCUCAUUACUCCCAUUAUUAUACUAAAUAACUCCGCCGGAAUAUCCGGAUGGACGUCCGCCGGAGACCCCCUAGACCACCCGUCCCCACCAACACCAACGCCGCCUUCUCCGGAAACCACCACCAUCUGCACCACCGGAAGAAGUCACCGACUCCGAAAGCCUCAGACGCCCUCCCUCUCCCACUGUACCUAACCAACGCCAUUUUCUUCACUCUCUUCUUCUCCGUGGCCUACUUCCUCCUCCACCGUUGGCGCGACAAGAUCCGAUCCCACACCCCACUCCACGUGGUCACCCUCUCCGAACUCGGCGCCAUCGUCUCCCUCAUCGCCUCCUUCAUCUACCUCCUCGGCUUCUUCGGCAUUGGCUUCGUCCAAUCCUUCAUCGCGCGUGCCUCCAUACACGACUCCUGGGACCUCGACGACGACGCCGUCCCAGUAGAUGCUGCGUACAUACCUCUUCCCAAAAUCAUGGAUCCUCCGCCGCCGCAGCUGAUCUCUUCCGAGGAAGACGAGGAAAUCGUCAAAUCCGUCGUCAACGGCACGGUACCAUCGUACGCGCUGGAGUCACAACUGGGAAACUGCCAUCGGGCGGCCUUGAUUCGGCGCGAGGCCGUGCAGAGACUGACGGGGAGGUCACUCGUUGGAUUGCCUUUGGAGGGGUUUGAUUACGAGUCGAUUUUGGGGCAGUGUUGCGAAAUGCCUGUGGGGUAUGUGCAGAUUCCGGUUGGGAUAGCGGGGCCGUUGCUGAUGAACGGGUGUGAGUACUCGGUGCCCAUGGCUACAACGGAGGGGUGUCUGGUAGCGAGUACCAACAGAGGGUGUAAGGCCAUUUAUGGUUCGGGUGGGGCCACCAGUAUUCUUUUGAGAGAUGGGAUGACUAGGGCUCCUGUUGUCAGGUUUCCUACGGCCAAGAGAGCUUCCGACUUGAAAUUCUUCUUGGAAAAUCCUCUUAAUUUCGAUACUUUGUCCGUGUUUUUUAACAAAUCGAGCAGAUUUGCAAGGCUCCAAGGUAUUCAGUGCUCUAUUGCAGGGAGAAAUCUGUACAUGAGAUUUAGCUGCAGCACUGGGGACGCGAUGGGGAUGAACAUGGUGUCGAAAGGUGUUCAAAAUGUUUUAGAUUACCUCCAAACUGAUUUUCCAGACAUGGAUGUAAUUGGCAUUUCUGGGAACUUCUGUUCGGACAAGAAGCCAGCUGCAGUUAACUGGAUUGAAGGGCGCGGAAAGUCGGUUGUUUGCGAGGCAAUUAUCAGUGAAGAGGUAGUUAGGAAGGUGUUGAAAACUACCGUACCUGCACUUGUAGAGCUUAACAUGCUCAAAAAUCUUGCUGGAUCUGCUGUUGCUGGUGCCCUUGGUGGUUUCAAUGCCCAUGCUGCCAAUAUAGUCUCUGCUGUAUUCAUAGCUACGGGGCAGGAUCCAGCACAGAAUAUUGAGAGUUCCCACUGCAUAACUAUGAUGGAAGCAGUCAAUGAUGGAAAGGAUCUUCAUGUUUCAGUGACCAUGCCUGCCAUUGAGGUGGGCACGGUUGGAGGCGGUACUCAACUUGCAUCUCAGUCAGCUUGCCUUAACCUUCUUGGUGUGAAAGGUGCAAGCAAAGAGUCCCCGGGAUCUAAUGCUAGGCUUUUAGCCACCAUUGUAGCUGGAUCAGUUUUGGCAGGUGAGCUAUCCUUGAUGUCUGCCAUUGCAGCUGGGCAGCUUGUCAAGAGCCACAUGAAAUACAACAGAUCAAGCAGAGAUAUCUCCAAUCUUGCAUCUUAAGAGGAAAUAAAGUCCCAAGCAACUAACAUUCAAAGAGGCCGAGAAAGCAAAGUUGGGGAGGACAAAGGUGAACAACACCCAUGUGAGAUCGGUUGUCCAUCCGCAAAGAUCACAAUCAUGUGAUGUGAGAAGACAUUAGGCUAACUUGCAUGGUUGUACUCUAGUGUCUUUCUCUCUGUCUCCACCUCCCUCUCUCGCUCUCGUGUGUGACCACUGUAGACCCCUUGGAUAUCGAGUUAGUUGUGUGUCCCAGUUGUGAACUUGAAACUUGUCUUCCCUCUCCUGUUUCGAUUUGUUUUGUGCCAUUAUUUGUUGUAAUUGGGGGCCACAUUGUUUUGAGUACUUGCUCAAUUGUUGUUUUAUCUCUUGUUGAUUUGUACACAAGAUUAAAUUUUGUCA
Rhododendron vialii is the source of this 2552-nucleotide messenger RNA. Its product is annotated as 3-hydroxy-3-methylglutaryl coenzyme A reductase 1. NCBI's taxonomy places the organism in Eukaryota, Viridiplantae, Streptophyta, Magnoliopsida, Ericales, Ericaceae. The transcript is spliced from 4 exons. Gene Ontology annotation, biological process: sterol biosynthetic process; coenzyme A metabolic process; isoprenoid biosynthetic process. The record is from RefSeq and is a predicted model, not a curated record. Gene Ontology annotation, molecular function: protein binding; hydroxymethylglutaryl-CoA reductase (NADPH) activity. The coding region runs from base 447 to 2153 and encodes 568 amino acids. Gene Ontology annotation, cellular component: peroxisomal membrane; endoplasmic reticulum membrane.